AUAUCAUUAAUGAUCUUCUCCCAAUUACUAUUAAUGCAACUACUAAGUUGGAGCUAGCAAACAAAACAUUUAAAGGCACUGAAAAAGAGAAAAACAACCCAAACAAAACCUCCCCAAAAAGUUUCCAAACCCCACCAGGAAGGACACCCAAAUCCCCACACUCUCUCUAUAUUGCAAAAACUUUGAAUUACUCUUUCCUUGAUUUCAACCCAAACCCAUCUCUGGAAGCUCCUAUUCCAAACCCUUCACAAAUUAAGCACCCAUGGUUUAGAAACAAGUUUCAAACUUUUCCAAAUGGGUUUGCACAAAAGACCUUUCUUUCUCUUUUAUCUUUCUCUGCUUUCAUUCAUCACAAUUUUUUUGUUCUUCCCCUAUGUCACAAUUGCUGCAGAUAACACAAACUUGGUGUACAAGGGCUGUGCAAAACAAAAUUUCCCAGACCCAAUUUACUCACAAAACCUCAAAACCCUAUUGUCUUCUCUAGUUUCACAAGCUUCACAGAAAAGUUUCUACACAACCACCAGUGGUGACAGCCAAAAUGCCAUGAUGGGUCUGUAUCAAUGCAGAGGGGACCUCACUCUCCCUGACUGCAACAGCUGUGUGAGCAUGAUCAUAAGUAGGGCUGACAAGCUCUGUGGCCAAGCUAUAGCAGCUAGAAUCCAACUCAGUGGAUGUUACUUGCGUUAUGAGGUUGUUGGGUUCAAACAAGUGCCUAAUACUGAGUUGUUGUACAAGACGUGUGGAUCAACUCAAGCAAGUGAAUCAGGGUUUGAGCAGAAGAGGGACACAGCUUUUGAUAUGGUGGAGAGUGGGGUUAAGAGUGGUGGUAGUGGUGAUGGGGGUUUGUUUUACACAGGGAGCUAUGAGUCAGUGUAUGUGUUGGGGCAGUGUGAGGGUGAUUUGGGCAGUGAUGAUUGUGAGGAUUGUGUGAAGACAGCUUUGGAGAGAGUCAAAGCUGAUUGUGGUGAUUCUAUCUCUGGACAAGAGUAUCUCCACAAGUGCUAUAUUAGCUAUAGCUAUUAUCCAAAUGGUGUCCCCCGCGUAGAGUCAUCGUCAGGAACUGGAAAACAACACACGCAGAGGACAGUAGCCAUUGCAGUUGGAGGUUUGGCGGCCUUUGGAUUUGUUAUUGUUUGUUUGUUGUUUCUUAAGUCGCUGUUGAAGAGAAAAGGUGGUAAGCAUGGAGGCUGAGGGUUUGAUUGCUAGUAUAUCAUUGAGGAGAGGAGAGGGUUGUUGAAGUUUGCGAUGCUUUACAAAGAUGGGUGGACCAGGUGCUUGGUCUAAUUUUUUUGACAUUAGCUUUAGUUUUGACAUGAUAUGAUAUGAGAGAAUAGAGAAAGUAAAGUUAGGCAGAAUUUUGGGAAAUGUGAAGAGAAAAGAUACCUGUCCCCCACAUUACAUAUACAUACUACUAAAUUUAGUUUCAGACUUGCAUUUUCUUUAUGAUGUACAUUCAUAGCCAUAGUAAAGGUGAAUAACAAUAUUUACUUCCCUGCU
Messenger RNA from Quercus robur (English oak), 1497 nucleotides. Its product is annotated as plasmodesmata-located protein 1. The transcript has 3 exons. The record is from RefSeq and is a predicted model, not a curated record. Gene Ontology annotation, biological process: transport of virus in multicellular host; plasmodesmata-mediated intercellular transport. Gene Ontology annotation, cellular component: plasmodesma. NCBI's taxonomy places the organism in Eukaryota, Viridiplantae, Streptophyta, Magnoliopsida, Fagales, Fagaceae. Bases 295 to 1191 code for a protein of 298 amino acids.